This is a messenger RNA of Vitis riparia (riverbank grape), 2201 nucleotides long. Its product is annotated as E3 ubiquitin-protein ligase At4g11680-like. NCBI's taxonomy places the organism in Eukaryota, Viridiplantae, Streptophyta, Magnoliopsida, Vitales, Vitaceae. Bases 696 to 1979 code for a protein of 427 amino acids. The transcript is spliced from 5 exons. The record is from RefSeq and is a predicted model, not a curated record. Gene Ontology annotation, molecular function: zinc ion binding.
CUCGUGUUCGCUUCAUUUUUAUUUUUGAAUUUUAAUUCCGAGUUUGAGCAAAGAGAUUCAAACCCCUUUAAUUUGUCUCUGAUUUAUUUUAUUUUAUUCAAGUUCUUGUUUCUUGAUUCGAUGGUUGUAUUUUGCUAUUUGUUAAAUACAAUUUCUUUGGUUUAAUUGAGAUUAAUACGGGUUUGACGAUUAGGGUUUUGGGUUGGUUGGUUACGUCCCGUUUGGUUGGCGAGAAAACCAAGGGAAAGGAGAGAAAGGAAACGAAAAGAAAACUUUGAAUCUUGCGGUUAUGUUAUUUGGUUAAAAUCUGACACUAAUUGAACCAAACUGUUAUUUUAAGCUCAGUUGAGAGGGGAUUUUUGUUUUACCUGUUCCCGAGCAGGGCAAAAUACGACCCAAAGCUAGUGCUUCCCUUCCUACCUUGUAUCGGCAACCAAACAGCGGGUUGCAGUGAUUCGGUCUCCGAUGGGCUUGCGAGGUGAUUAUUGCUUGUGGGUCAGUGUUGUUAUUAUUCUAGACUUGAGAUUCAGUUGAAAAUAAGCUUGUUUCUCAGGUAGGAGAAAAUUUGUAGACUUGUGAACAUAUGUUGUAUUCCACAUUGGAGUCUUGAAGUUGUUGUUUAACAUCACGGAAGAGCAAGAGAAAAGAUCCAUAAUUAUUGUAUGCUUUCAUCAAUUCUGUUUCAGUGGAUUUAAAUGGCUGUUUCUUCUCAAGAACCAAGUUGCGAGAGCCAAGCUGAUAGGUAUCCUUUGCUCAUGGAACGGCCAGAAAACUAUGAGAAUCAUGAGCACAUUGUUGACAUAGUCAGUGCUGGUGAUGCUUCCUCGUCAAGCUCAUCUGAUGAAGAUUCUGCUCAUGUUUCAAAUCCAACCUACCAUGAAAAUAGACCAUUAACUGAUGCUUGGGUCCCCAUAUCUCAAUCUUCCCCGUCUUCAUCCGAUGUAUCAGAGUCUAGGAAUUCUUCAAUCAUAACCAGAGCUCAUGGGCCAGGGCGUCGUCGCUGGAGUCCGUUUAAUUCGGGGUUAUGGAUUUCCAUUGAGAUAUUUUUCACUACAAGCCUGAUUGUUGCAUCCAUAGUAGUAUUGUCCUUGUCAAGAGAUGAGAAACCGCAAACUCCGUUGUUUGCUUGGGUUGUGGGUUAUGCAGCUGGAUGUGCAGCAAGCCUUCCUAUUCUUUUCUGGCGUUAUCUUCGCCGCAACCAUGAUGGUGAGCAAGGUUUAAAUCAUAUGCUUCAGGGUUCAUCACAAGGAAGUACUACAUUGGAAUCUAAUUCGUACAUAACUAUCUCAUUGACCCGGUCUGCAGCAGAGGAAAAUCUCCCAGAUGCAUCUACAAACACUUGGAAUGGUCAUACUAUGGGUGCUUCAAAUGCUAGGCUCAGUGUAUUAGCAGACUACUAUAAGAUGGCCCUGGAUUGCUUCUUUGCUGUGUGGUUUGUGGUUGGUAAUGUAUGGAUUUUUGGAGGACACUCCUCUUUUACCGCAGCUCCAAAUUUGUACAGGUUAUGUAUUGUGUUUCUUACCUUUAGCUGUAUUGGAUACGCUAUGCCUUUCAUUCUAUGUGCAAUGAUAUGCUGCUGCUUGCCUUGUAUAAUUUCAAUUCUUGGCCAUGGGGAUCUGAGCCAAGUUAGAGGAGCCAGUGCAGAAUCUAUUAAUGCUUUACCAACCUACAAAUUCAAGUUGAAGAAAAAUGGAAGUGGCAACAGUGGAGAAAUUAGUUCUGGAGUUGAAGGUGGGGUUGUGGGAGCGGGAACAGAAAAGGAGCGUGCUAUCUCAGGGGAAGAUGCUGUUUGUUGCAUUUGCUUGACAAGAUAUGCAGAUGAUGAUGAGCUGAGGGAGCUGCCUUGCUCUCAUUUCUUCCAUAGUGAGUGUGUGGAUAAAUGGCUGAAGAUCAAUGCAUCCUGUCCCCUCUGCAAAUGCGAGGUUGGUGAGAAUACUGGGAGUUUGCCAUCUUCAUCAAACUCCGCCCAGCAACGAUGAAAGAUUUAUGGGUUAAAACUCCCAAUCAAAAUUUAAUGUGUCUAAGGAUGAAAGUAUUCUUCUCAAGUUGAAAUAACCAUUUUUCAACUGAUCCCUGUGUUAUUGGCCAUAAACUGGAUCUGGUCUGUACAGCUGAGAUUGUCUAGUUUCUAUCACAGCCUUGUAUGAUAUACAGAAAUUUUCAAAACCUGCCAUAUUGCUAGUCUCUUGAUGGAUGAGUAA